This is a messenger RNA of Spirodela intermedia, 11003 nucleotides long. The record is from the annotation of a GenBank genome assembly. NCBI's taxonomy places the organism in Eukaryota, Viridiplantae, Streptophyta, Magnoliopsida, Alismatales, Araceae.
AUGGCCUCCGUCAGAAGGCUCCUGCUCUCGUCCUCCUCUGGAAUUCUGGUAAUCGCCAUUUCGAUCACCUCAAGGAUUCAAUGUCGUUCUUCCCGUUUGCUUUUUGGGUUGACGUUUUUUUUUUCCUUUUAUUUCCGUCAGAGGAAGCCUGUCUCGUGUGGUUUGUUCCACGGCGGGCAUGGAGGAGGUUGGUUGGCUCUCUCAUCCUUCUCUUCUCAUUGUCUUUAGAAAGACUGUGGUAUCAUAAUUAGUUCAUCUACUUGCGGUUCCAGUCGCUGCGCUCUGUCUCCUAUCUUUUCUUGAAUGGUGUCUUGUAUGAUUGAACGUUCAUGCGUAGAGGGGGCUGAGUUUGGAGCGUUUCGCCGGGGUUUCACGGCAAGAGUGGCUUCCGAGAUAAGGCCCGACGAACAGACGUCUGUUCCCGGGUGUUCGGGCAGUAGUAACGAAGUCGACGAGAUCCGGUGCGAGUUUGAAACUGCCAAGCGGAGCUUCCUCAACAACCCUUCGGCGCUGAAGGAUAUUCCCCUGAUGAAUCCUCGAGGUCUCCUUUUGCUUCUUGAUCUAUGUUCAUUAUCUGGGUUUCCAGUCAUUAGUGGUAAUGAGCUCACAAGCCGGCGGCUUCCUCACCCUCCCUCUGCUUGUCCUGCUGGCGGGUGGCGGCUGGUGGGCGCCUGCUUCCAAGAGGCUCGAGCUCGCCGGGAUUUUGCUUCUCGAGAUAUUUUCAUUCCCGAGCCUUCUGUUAAGUAUCUAUCACCUGUGUUUUCUUGUUCUCCAUCUAGGUAUAUACGUUAAUAAAAAUGUCAAGCUGGAAGAUAUACAAGUCUAUGGAUUCGACUACGACUACACGUUGGCCCACUACUCUCAAAACUUACAGACCCUCAUAUAUGAUCUUACCAAAGAGCACCUCGUUAAUGAGGUGAGUUCCCAAGACUGGGUUUUUUUUAUGCCAUUGCCCUUACGUUUGUGAAAUAGUCCGGUAUUACAGAAAGUUCUUUUGUCAUCUCAGCAUAAGUAUCCAGCGAGCUGUUUGGACUUCAAGUAUGACCCAAAGUUUCCCAUUAGGGGAUUGUAUUUUGAUAGGCUGAAGGGAAAUCUUUUGAAGUUGGAUUUCUUUGGGUCCAUCGAAUCUGACGGUUGUUACUUUGGUCGACGGAAGGUAAUUUUGAAAGUCUCUUAUGCAUUCUCUCUGAUACGGCCAAAUAGUGGACCUAAUCAUUUGGUCACUUUAGCAAUAAUUUGUUGUGGACUUCUAUUUUUGGUGUCUGUACUUUGUUUUUUAGUUGAGGCAAGUUUAUGACUAAUUUUUCAGGGGUUAUUAAUUGGUCUUUGAAAAAUGGUUUUUCAAUCAUCUUGGAUUAACAUCUCCUGACAAUUUAAACAUUUAUUUCUGACACUUCAUAAAAAUAACCGUGGAGCUUUGCUCCCACUCCUGUCUCCGAGUGUUACACCUUUCUUAUGCGGCAUGUUCAUUCAGUUUUCAGUUUUAUAUUUGAAAACAGUUUUUUUUUCUUUGUUAUGUUGUCUUUCAUACAUGUGAUGUUCGAUCAACUCCUUUUAUCCCUGAAUUUGUGGGUUGAGAUCCAUAGGUGAGUUAUUUGAUAGUGACUAUUUUUUAUGUUUUUUUUUCGUGCAUUAAUAUUUUUUGAGAAGAAUUUUGUUGAAGGUGUCUAUGAAUUUUGAGUUUCAUGCUAUUUCUAUCGACUCAUAUCCACUUUUUAUAUCCUGUGACGCCAUGCCUGCUUCCGCUUUUAAUCAGCUCUCCUUGGAUGAGAUAAUAGCAGCAUAUGGCACACGACACAUUGGUCGAGAGUCAGCUCAUGACCUUGUUGGUCUCAUGGAUUUCUUUUGCUUUAGUGAGGUAAUAUCGUGUCUAUCCUCAUUGUUUAAUCAUUAUCCUCGUAGCACGUGGUUCUGGUUAACUUGGACGUCUUUGUCGAUGUGCUCAGUUUUUCUUAAGUAUGGUUUUGGUGUUCCUAUUUAUGACACCUAUGUUUUACUUGUUGAAAAGUUUGAAUUAUCAGUUCUGAUGUGACACCAGCAAAACCGGCCAGGGGAUGAACCAGUAUUUACCGAGCACUGAUAUGGAUCUUCAUUGACAUCCACAAAGAACUAGAUGCUGUAAAAUUUAUUCGUCCGAGUAUUUGCUCUUUUUCUUUCUGGGACAGGUUGUUCUUGAUUUUUAUCUAUAAAUUCCUGUCAUGUCUAUAAAUUUAAACAGUUUUUGCAAGUUGUAAUAAAAAACUAUCUUAUUCUUUCCAGACGUCUUUAAGAAGAAAACAUGGUUGGACCAUGAUAAGAAAAUAUCCUAAACAACUCAAUACUGGUUCAGGAGUAACUGUCUAAAUGAGGUUACCAAAAAUUCAAGAUCAAGCUCAAAAUUACUGAAUUGAUGGGAUAUUUGCAUAUGCAUGCUUCAAGGUGUAUCUUCAUGUAGAAAAGUUCUCGUCUUUUGCACUCCAAUAUGACGUUUAAAGUGAAAGUUGUAGCCCAACAUUAACAGUAGGGACGGAAUAUGGAAGGCUUGAAAAUGUGUUAACAUUAACGUGCUUACAUGUCCUCUCAUGUAUCCUUGUUCGCUUCACAUGUUAAAGAUGAUUCACCAGAUCGACUAUGAAGCAUCAUGAUUCUUGUUAAAAGAAAAUAUUGAUCAUAUUUAUGCCAAAUAAUUCAUCUUUCAUUAAUAUAUAGAACAUCCUAUCAUUCGUUGCCCUUGUAUGUGUAUCUCUUUGUCAUUGAUGACACAGAACAUGCCAAGGUGUUCUGUGUUAUGUGAUGUAUUAUUUCUUUCAUUGGACAUACAUGUUGUUUGUCGCAUUUUUUCUUUGCUCUUAAAUACUUUGUUAUAGAUCAUUGUUGUCGUUUGAUUUCCUCCCAUUGCCAUGGCUGUAGUUGGGGUGAAUAAUCUACUCUAUUUGUGGAUACAAGCGAUUGAAAGACUUCUAGGGGAACACGAUUGACUAUGAAGAUUGAUAUGUUUUAGGUGUAUUUGCGUUGUGUGUGUGUGUGUGUGUGUGGAAAGACUUGGUAAUUUCUCAAUAAAUCUUUAACUUAUUUACGGAAGAAAUGUGAAGAUACUCUGUUGUCUGAAUUUAUGGCUUCUUCACUAAUGUUAUCCCAUCUCCUUAAUCUGUUGAGCAAUUAAUUAUAUGUAUUACCUGAUUUAUUUCCUUGUCUUACCUCUUCUGUUCGAUUUUGUAGGCAUGCCUUAUUGCUGACGUAGUUCAGCACUUUGUUGAUGCAAAGUUGGACUUUGAUCCUUGCUACAUCCAUGAAGAUGUAAACCAUGCUAUCCGGCGUGUCCAUAGGAGCGGUUUACUUCAUAAGACAAUACUGUCUGAUCCUCAGAAAUAUUUAGUAAAAAAUGUAUGUCGUCUAUUUUCAGUUGUCCUUUUGUAAUCUCAUUGCAAAACGAAGAUCUCAAACAAAUGAUACUGACUGUGCAGUCACAUACACUAUACUUCAUCCCCAGGAACUCUAAUAGUUUAAUGGCCGUUUUGGUGAAAAUUUCAUUGACCGUUAGAAGCUGUGCAUAUAGGAAGAGACUAUCUAUGGAUGAGAUAUUGUUUGGUGCAAUGAUGUACGAAAUAUUUUUCGACUUUGAAAGCAUUUGAAACUUCAGUGAUCGUUAGGGGCUGCACAUGUAUGGGGAUAGAAAAUCCAUUGAUGAGAUGCUGUUUUCUGAAAGGGUGUCCGAAAUAUUUUCUCUUUUAAGGUUUUGAGAUUUUACGAAAGGCAUUCCAAAUCAUAAUUUCCUCUAAAGGUUUCAAAGCAUUUGAAACUCAUUGUUCUGUUGAUUUUUCUUCAGUAAAUAAAUCUUUCAGGUUUAUCUGAGAAAUUUUCUUUGGAAAAACUGCAGGAUAAGAUGUUUGAAUUUCUAGAGACAUUAAAGGAGAGGGGAAAGAAGCUCUUCAUGCUGACAAAUUCUCCCUUUUAUUUUGUGGAUGGAGGCAUGCGUUUCAUGUUGGAGGUGCUCUUCAAAUAUUAGUCAUUCAGAUGGCCUUACAUUGUUUAAAAAUACAUUAAUUGAUAUGCUACAUGUUCUGAUAGAUCUCUGAGCAUAACUCAUAUGUUCUAUGCACACCUAAUAGAAUUUACUUAUGUAAUUGUAUUGCCGAGUAUUUGAAGACAAGUUCUGCCAAAACAUUUACACACCAUAGUAAGCGUCUAUGCAAUUACAAGCUGAACCAAAAAUCUUUCAAGAGGCAAGUCAUCAUGUCUUUUGCUGACUAGCCACACGUUGUUUUGCACUAAUCUACGACCAUGAAAGGUUGGCCCAUAAAGCUAGGUAUAACGGAUUGAUACUGCGAACUUAUUAGCCCACACAUGGAUCAAUUCUUGAGUACUAACUAAAUGACUAUCCUUCCAACCGCCUACAGCAUACAUUUUUUAUGCUAUGCCACUUUUUUACCUCUUUAUACUCCCGUUCAGAUUUCCCCUAAAAGAGUAUCUAACAGAAGAAAUUUGGCACUCAAAUAGAAAUUUUUUACUGAAGUGAAACCUGCAACUUUGUUCUGUUUUGUUAGUGUUGUUGUGUCGCAUGCAGUGAUCCUAGAUAUAUAAUGUGCCAUGCUGUCUAAAUGGUUGUCUAGAUUGGAUCAGAGGAUUUAGUGAAUCAAGCAUUAGGACAAUAAUAUUAAUUUCUCUCUUAAAUAGAUAAAAGUUUAUCUGAAAGUAUACUCUGAUGUAUAUUUAACUGGUCUCUUUUUUCGUUUUUGGAAGCAAUGGGGUACACCUUAUUUUCUGCUUAUUUCUGUUUCCUUAUUGAGUCUCGAACUAUUGAAUAGGGUUCUGGCGGACAUACGGAUUCAUGGAGGAAGCUUUUUGAUGUUGUGAUUGCACAAGCUAACAAGCCAAACUUCUACUCAUCAGAACAUCCAUUCCGGUACUUCCCAAGCCGGAUUCUAUAUUUUCCAUUGCAGUUUCAAAUUUUUUAACCUUUAUUUUUAUUCACUAUUGCCUUUAAGUUUAAUUGUCUUUGAAUUGUCCUCUAUACUUUUAUUAUUCCACAAUGAUUUCACUUGAUUAUUGGAUGCUUGAGAUUGGUAAGACCACCUUGGGAAUCUAACACAGUUUGCGACAUCCUUUGUUACUUUCGCCUUGUGAUGAUUUGCACUGAAAGUUGCCGUGAGUGAAAUUCACUAUAUUUAUUUAAUUUACUGAAUCUUAUCCUUCUCAUAUGAACAUUGUGGUUGACUUUGUCAGUUGCCGUUCAAAUUUCUUUAGGUGCUAUGACAUUGAGGAGGAUACUCUAGCUUUCACUGCAGUUGACAAGUUUCUCCCCGACCAUGUUUAUUAUCAUGGUUGUCUCAAAUCUUUUCUAGAGAUUACAAAGUGGAAUGGCCCUGAGGUAAACUAGAGGCUAUAUAAAACUUUUGAAUUUUUUUCUUUUCUUGUUAUGUCAUUUCUGUGGGUUUCGUGUUAGUAUCUAUAAUUAUUUAUUUUUCUCAGGUAAUUUUGCUAUUGUGUUCAGUUGCGUAUUAUUGUGAUGUGGUGAUGGAGACAUUCUUGUGAUUUAACGUAGACAUUGGGAUCUGAUAUGAGGUUGCUUAUUUGAUGAUUUUUUGCUUAUUAAUAUGUUCCUGUGUGCAUGAGUUUCGCAAUAUUUGAAAAACCCUGAAAUAGUGCUCUAAAAAACCAGAGGCUUGUAGUCACCGGAGCAUACAUCUUGAAACAUAUCGGUAUUACCAAAGUUUUUCACAGAAUUUUAUUCAUCCGAAACGAAAUGCAAAAACUGAUCAGUUCUCGGAUUGCUGACUUGACAAUAUAUAUCAAAGAUCUACCAUUGUCAUGACUUUCAGUUUCAAUCAUUGGUUUCUUCGUCAAGUUGAAACAGAUUACUAGUGACCGUAUUAAUCGCUUAUUGAACUGCUGACUUGACAAUAUGUUGUAAUUCUGAGAAGUUUGUGAAGUAUGCUGUGGAAUUGUUGCUACUAUUGCCAUAAAUAUCCUCGGUGUCGGUCAUCAGUUAUCCUAUCUGCGAUCACCUUAGCAAUGGAAUGCCGAAAAACCUUGUGGUCAACAAUUGGCAGUAGGGACAAGAGGGCGGGGAGGGUCGGUUUCUACCCGUUGAAUGUGCCAACUUUAUAUUUUAGGCUUGUUGGCUGGUAACAGAGUAUCCCCAUCAAAUAGAAGUCAGAGUCAUAUCCAUGAAAUUUCUAUUGCAAAAGAUGCGUUAUACAGUUUUCCUUGUACAUCCUCAGAGGUCGCAGGCUUUAUGCUGUUUAGGCUAAAUGCAGUGUCUUCCAGGUCGAUUUGAACUUUUGAAACACCUGCUUCUGUCGUUCGGUACUUCUAUUUUAUUGAUUCUUAGUUCUGGUUGUCAAUUACUAAUUAUUUACUGAUUAAAGCUUUCCUGGUCUUGUCCACGCUGGUAGUUAAUAGAAUACAUCAAAAUGAGAUUAUGAUCCUAGUAGACUAAAUAAAUCAUCUUUUGUGGAGAAGACUAGGUGGAGCUUUACCUCUUCCUUCCCUAGAAACGAGAUGAUCUUGAGCUGUUAUUUUUUCAGUUCGAAUAACGUAGUAACUUGUGAGGACCUCAGCUCAAGAUCUCCAUACAGCAGCUCGUAGUUGCAAGCACCCUGAGACUCGCUGGUAUGAACGAUGAUGUGAGAAAUUGUGUGCAAUUUAUCACGCAGAUCACCUCGAUCUGAGAUGAAACCAUAGCAAAAAAAUUAUCUAUUAAAGUGGGGAAACGAUAUUUAAGAAGCAAAGCAGUUAUUGUUCCAUUCCUGACAAAACAAUCACAGGGUCAGCUACCUUGGGGAUCAAGCUUUCUAUUGGGCCUGGUCUGGGCUAAAUGUCACGAUCUAAUAUAUGUCAUGCUUUCAUCUAGUCGGCAUGCAUCAUCUCGAUUUCAAAGGGGAGCCAAGGAUUUGGAUCUUCAACUUUGUUGUUAAGAUUUGAAUUUCUAUUUCAGGUUGAAUGGGCUUUAAUUACGAUGAAAUGCAAAAGUGUUUGUCAGGCUUGGCUAUCAAGGCUAUCGCCCUAUCUGGACCGAGGCUGAAUAUGAGUAAUGGUCUGAGAGUUUGGCAGGUUUGCCUGAACCCCAGACCAGGCCAUUGACAACCUUAGUUCUGCAACUAAAAUUAUUUAUCUCUGCAUGACAUCCCCAGAUAUUUUUCUGUCCGUAAACAUUUCUGGGUGAACCUGCUUCGCGUGAAAUCAGAACUUUACCUCUCAAGUCAUUUUAACAUAAGCACGUGAUUUCCUUUACGUUCUAGCACCUGAAACAAUCAUAUAGGUUAUGUUUCUAAUAAGGUGCUUGCUUUGUUUCUGAAUUCUUUUGCAGAGGUUUUUGUGUGAAGUUUAAUUCUGCCAGAAAGUUAUUCAUUUCAUCUUAUGUUUACAUUUUGUGACUCAGAGUUGUCAUGUACUUAUUUUACUGAGCUAGAAAUAUGUCACUUAAGAUGGAAAAGAAGAUGGAGCCUUUUCAUGCAAGUCUGCAUAUCCCAUUAUCUUAAGGAACGUCGCUGGACACCAAAUUGCCAAUUGGAUAUGGAAAUCUGUAGUCUCCUGUGAAAGUAAAAGCUUAAGUACGCUGGAUUUUGCGUGAGACUUUUUAUUUGAAAUCGUUUGGCUACUUGUGUGGAUAAUACUCUUACUCUUUGUAGCAUACGUGGAGAGAAGAGAUAAUCUUUGGAACGCUCUCUCUGCAGAUGCAAAACUUUGAAACCCUUGUUCUUGUUCUUCAGAUGCCUUUUCUCUUAGGAUGUUGGUAGUUAUUAUACAUUAAUUGGGUGGGUGUACAGUGAUGAAAGGUGGAACCAGCAUUGGACAAGAAAAGCAGAUAAAGUACUUGAUGCCUUAUUUUUCAUGCAAUCAUCUGGGCCAUAUGAACGAGGAUAAAUAAAUACUCUUUUAAAGAUAGGAAGUAGCACCAUUUAAGAUUUUAUGUGGGCCCGUGACAAGAUGUAAAAGUGGGUGAGAAUAGACUGUCAUUGAUGGAUUUUAAUGCCUCUCUGUAACAAAAAAAGUUUGUGGCACACAAAAAAAAACUGAAUCAUACUUUUACCUUGUUGCAUUUUUUAAACUUUUGAUUUCUUUUUUUAUUUGUCUUUCCUGUUUUUCGAUGGUGUAAGUGCUUCGAAAUUGGAAAAUCUUCUAUGGUUGUGGUACGGACUGAAUUUCUCAAUAAAUAUUUAUUAUUUGCGUCUUCUCUCAGGUGAUAUAUUUUGGCGACCAUCUGUUUAGCGACUUGAGAGGCCCUUCAAGAGCAGGGUGGAGAACUGCUGCUAUCAUUCAUGAACUCGAGGUAUUUUUGCCAUCUUAGAUACAUCAAUUACCAUCUCCAAUCUGGUGCCAAUGAUUUGCACAAACGAGCCUCGUGAUAUAUUCUAGCAUCUUCCAGUCAUUUCGAAAAAAAUCUACAACGUCUCUCUCGCCACAAGCUUCUAAGUGAUUGGGAAUCAACACCUCAUUAGAUGCCCAGAUAAUUUUUUUCAUUAUCCAUGGGAAAUCAUGUCUGGUGAAAUAUAUACUCCUCACAGUGUGGCAAGUAGAACUUCGCUUCAGACGCCAAACUCGCCGUAUAUCAACAGAUUAGGAAAAGAUUUUCCUCUGAGUGGAUAUGUGGAGGCUCUUUCCCCUUUUAACCGUGCCCAGAGCCUUCACCUUCUAUUCUAUUUUCAGCAGCCUCGGGGAUCCUAGACAUAGAGGAAAAAUACGCAGAGUAAUCUUCAUCCUUCCAUUCUUCUCGUUUUCUUAUGAUUUCAUCUGAUAGCAGCCAACUCAAGCAUCAGAACCUUGCCGUGCAAACAGUCUGGUGGCCUAACCCUGGGCUGAUUCCCCCUAACUUUUCGGAUUAUAAAUGGCAUUAAAUGCGUUCUUGGGAUAUUUCGCCUUUCCAUGAGUGCAUUCUGGUCUCUGCUCUCCAUAUGGUUUAUGCCCUUUUGAUCUCUUCUCUUCAUUCUCGUUAUCACAAUCUGAGUGUACCGACGCUGGAGAUAGUUGCAAAUCGUUGAACUUAUCGCGGUGAAUCUUCUUGUUGCAGAAGGAGAUUGAGAUACAAAACGAUGAGAGCUACCGGUUUCAGCAGGCAAGUACUCUCUUGUUCAUCCUCUUCAUCAUGCUCAGUGUUCUUGGUGUUUUUCUCUGGCAUCCAGUCACUGGGGAUUAGAACGUCAGAUGAAUGAAUCAUAAUUCCUCGUGAUAUAUGUAGGGCAGUGUUUUCCAACCAUGCUUAGAACAGGGAAAUAUUUAUUUCCCCCCAGUUCUACUCUUGUUUCUUAUUUUAGGGUUCCACCUACCCUUCUGGCUGAAUUGAACACCAGGGAGCUGAGACUUGACGACUGGAUCUUCCUAUGAACCCUAAGCCAAUCUUAAGUAACACAGAACUUCUCCGUCUCUCUUCUGAUCAUGGGUCCAGACCAACCCACCUGCCUACCAAGAACAGAGACCAAAAGCUUUUUUCGUAUAAUUUUUAUUUGCUCUAUAAAAAAAAGUGCACUUGUGGAAACAUCCAUCCAGGCAAACUUUCUCAUCAUCCAAGAAUUACUGGGCAAGUGCCAGGCUCUGCUCUCUAGGACAAGUGCCAGGCUCUGGCUUUUCUAUGAACCCUAAACCAAUCUUAAGUAGCAGAGAACUUCUCUGCCUCUCUCACGAUGAUGGGUCUAGACCCACUUACCCACCAAGAGCAGAGACCAAAAGUUUUGAUUCAACCGGGGAAACUUUUGCAUACUUUUUUCCGUAUAUGUAUUUUUUAAUUUUUUUCAAAAAAUAAAACUGGUCUUGUGCAAACAUGAAACCAGACAAAAUUUCACAUCAUCCAAGAACUACUGGGCAAGUGCCAGGCUCUUGCCUUUCGAUGAACCAUAAACCAAUCUUCCCACGAACCCUAAACCAAUCCUUAGGAGCAGAGAACUUCUCUGCCUCUCUCCUGGUCAUGGGUCUAGAACCCUCCCACCUGCCUACCAAGAACAGAGACCAAAAGGGAAAUUGUUGCAUACUUUUUUGUUCUUGUAUUCUUUUAAAAAAAAUUGAAAAAUAAAAUUGGUUUCGUGCGAACAUGCAUCCGGGAAAAAAUUCACAUCAACCAGGAACUUCUGGGCAAGUGCCAGGAAUCUGGUCUUUCUAUGAACCCUAAACCGAUCUUCCUAUGAACCCUAAACCAAUCUUUAGGAGCAGAGAACUUCUCUGCCUCUCUCCUGAUCAUGAAUCUAGACCCCCCCCCCCCCUUCACCUACCUGCCUACGAAGAACAGAGACUAAAAGGGAAUUUUUUGCAUACUUUUAUUAUUAUUAUUAUUAUUGUGUUUUUUUAAAAAUUGGAGUUUGUAAAAAUAAAACUGGUAUUUGUGCAAACGUGAAUCCAGGCAAAAUUUCACAUAAUCCAAGAACUACUGGGCAAGUGCCAGGCUCUGGUGUAUCGGGAGCCGAGGGGGGAGGCAUACCACGCCCUGGUGGAGGAGCUGAAUGCGGAGUGCCGGAAGGCCCGGUCGAUCAUGAGGAACAUGUUCAAUGGCUCCUUCGGGGCGACGUUCCUCACGGACACGGGGCAGGAGUCGGCCUUCGCUUACAACAUCCACCAGUUUGCCGACGUCUACACCAGCAAGCCGGAGAACUUCCUCUUGCACUCCUCCAACGCCUGGCUCCACGCCCCCUACGACAUCAAGAUCAUGCCCCACCAUGUCAAGGUAUGAUACUCUUUCAACCCCCAUCUCUCUCUCUCUCUCUCUCUCUCUCUCUCUCUCUCAUCUACCUUUCUGUCUAUCUAUCUAUUUUUUCCAGCCGUAUCAACUUGCCCAGAAGAGCAGUCCGACCCCCCCUCUCUCUCAUCUACCUUUCUGUCUGUCUAUCUAUCCAUCUAUUUUUGCCAGGCGUAUCAACUUGCCCACGAGAGUAGUACAAAGCUCAGCCAACCCCCUCUUUCUCACUCUCUUUUUCUCUCCCAUCUACCUUUCUGUCUUUCCAUCUGUGCCUACCAGCGAUAUCUACUUGCCCAAAGAGUACUCCAAAGUUCAGUCAACCCUUCUCUCUCUGUCUCUCUCUCUCUCUCUCUCUUUCUAG